This is a messenger RNA of Crotalus tigris (Tiger rattlesnake), 1789 nucleotides long. RefSeq names its product Jun dimerization protein 2 (gene JDP2). The record is from RefSeq and is a predicted model, not a curated record. Gene Ontology annotation, molecular function: DNA-binding transcription factor activity, RNA polymerase II-specific; RNA polymerase II cis-regulatory region sequence-specific DNA binding. The coding region runs from base 347 to 838 and encodes 163 amino acids. Gene Ontology annotation, biological process: regulation of transcription by RNA polymerase II. Lineage: Eukaryota; Metazoa; Chordata; Lepidosauria; Squamata; Viperidae. The transcript is spliced from 4 exons. Gene Ontology annotation, cellular component: nucleus.
GUUCCGCAUUCCCGACCCCUCCCCGCAGCUCAGGGGCUGCUAUAUAAUAGGGGCUGAUGCAACCCACCCAGCCGUCCGACACAGCCUGCGUGAGGGGCGAAGCGACUUGCGGCGAAGGCGGGGCUGCUGCUACCCAGGCGUGCCCGCGGCCGCAGAGCUCGGUCCCGGGACCAGGCUGAGCUCGGCACGGCGGGCCUGGGGAGAGAAGCCGAGAGCCGCUCCCGGAGCUGGGCGGCGGCAGCGGCGGCGGCGCUGGAGGACCUGAGCGUGCGACUCGCCUCCCGCUGCAGCCGGGCCCCGGGGGCACCUUUUCCGUCCCUCCGGGUGUGGAAUUGUGUAUCUUGCUAUGAUGCCAGGGCAGAUUCCAGACCCAUCCUUAACAGCUGGCGCUCUGCCUGGCCUUGGCCCUUUGGCAGGGUUACCUGGUACUACCUUGACAGCAGAGGAGCUGAAGUAUGCUGACAUUCGCAGCAUUGGGGCCAUGAUCUCACCACUACAUUUCCUGGAGGUGAAACUGGGCAAGAGGCCUCAGCCAAUGAAAAGUGAGCUAGAUGAGGAAGAGGAAAGGAGAAAAAGACGCAGAGAGAAGAACAAAGUAGCAGCUGCUCGAUGUCGGAACAAGAAGAAGGAGAGAACUGAAUUCCUGCAGCGGGAAUCUGAACGCCUGGAACUCAUGAAUGCUGAGCUGAAGGCACAGAUAGAAGAGCUAAAGCAGGAGAGGCAGCAGCUGAUCUUGAUGCUGAAUCGCCACCGUCCCACCUGCAUUGUUCGGACAGAUAGUGUGAAAACACCAGAGAAUGAGGCCAAUCCACUGCUGGAACAGCUUGAGAAGAAAUGAAAGAAUGCAUGGUGGGCAAGGAGUUGCACAAACAGGGUCUCUGAGAGUCUCUCAUCUAAUUACUGUAUGACGAACUGUGCACUGUUAAGAUUAGUGCAGUCGGGACUAAUGAGCUUCCUUAAGGAUUGCACAUUCCAGAUAAAGGAAGAGAAGAAGAAUCAGUGGAACACUGAAGUGCCACUAAGAGGUCAACUUGAGUGGAUGUGGAGCCAUUCUGAAGGCUUUCCUGGUUGUCCCUGCAGUACUUCAACUUGCGGAAUAUCCUUUAAGCAACCCAUUACAGGCCUGCAUUUCAAGCCCAGAACAUUUUGGGACACUGGGAGAUAGCAUUAUGGUUCUCGCUACUCCUCUUCUCACAGUGAUUGGUUGAGAGUUAGUAGGGACCAGGUGGAAGCCAUCAACAGGCAAAACUGGGCAGACAUUAGUUCUUGUAUCCUCCCCAUUUAGGACCUGCCGUGCUCUCUCUCUCUCUCUCUGUCUCUCUUUCUUUCUGUUUCUCUCCAGAACUAAAACAGAAACCAAGAAUGGCAAACACUUGACACAAGUCCUGCCUCAUUGCUGGGCCUGUCUGUGGCACUGUGGCGCAGGCGCCCCCACAAGCACACCCUCAGUAUAAUGUUUACAGCCCAGCUGUCCAGAGGCCAUGCUUUUAAAAUGCACAUUUUUACAGUUUUUAAAUAUUUUUUUAUAAAAGUUUUAUACAGUCUCUAUAUGGAUUUAUAUAAUCACUUGAUGUGAUCCAAUAGAAAUGUAUGUUAUUAAGGUCUUUGUUACAAAUAUAUAUGCCGCAGUUAUCUCCAUUGUGUUAUUUGUUUGGUGGUGUCCGGGUCCUUUCCCUCGGCAUGCUGGGAAAGGGUCCUAUGCCUUUAGUCUGGCUCCACUGCCAUGUCCAUCCAUGUACGUCCUUCAUAAUAUUCAGUCCUGUAUCAGUAAAUGUUAACUUUUACUUAC